This is a messenger RNA of Perognathus longimembris pacificus (Pacific pocket mouse), 591 nucleotides long. It is a transcript of the gene Tmem213, whose product is annotated as transmembrane protein 213. The transcript is spliced from 3 exons. Lineage: Eukaryota; Metazoa; Chordata; Mammalia; Rodentia; Heteromyidae. The record is from RefSeq and is a predicted model, not a curated record. Bases 48 to 404 code for a protein of 118 amino acids.
CACCUACAACACCAGGGCCUCAGCCCCCCAAGCUUCCCUGCCUGGCCAUGGCCGGGGCCGGGGCCUCCCUCCGCAGCGCACAGCUCCUCACCUGCGCCCCGACGGCCGCAGCCCUGCUCCUCAGCCUGGUCUUCGCCUCCCUCCACUCGGCGCGCUGGGCAGAAGCCAGCAGCAGCAGCAACUUGACCUUGACUGCCCACCACCCCGCCCCUGCGCCCCUGGAGCCAUGCCCCAAUGUGGACUUCUGCCCACAAGCAGCUCUGUGUUGCCGCACCGGCGUGGAUGGGUAUGGCUGGAUCGCGGCCGCUGUGGGCUGGAGUCUUUGGUUCCUCACCCUCAUCCUGCUGUGUGUGGACAAACUGAUGAAGCUGACUCCGGAGGAGCCCAAGGACCUGGCGGCAUGAGCCCACCCUCCCUGCCUCCCUCCCUCCCUCCCGUUCCUCCUACAUGCUCUACCACAGCAGGAAGGCAAGAGGGACCCAGCACUGCCUUCGUGCUGGGCUCCAAGGUGCCCUUUGCAGUCUGCGGGGCUCUGUCCUGGAGGAAAGCCCUCCGAGAUCACUCUUGCUGUAGCUGCACUCGGGAAGUACA